Fukomys damarensis (Damara mole-rat) is the source of this 3579-nucleotide messenger RNA. It is a transcript of the gene Rpap2, whose product is annotated as RNA polymerase II associated protein 2. Gene Ontology annotation, molecular function: RNA polymerase core enzyme binding; RNA polymerase II CTD heptapeptide repeat phosphatase activity. Gene Ontology annotation, cellular component: cytoplasm; nucleus. The record is from RefSeq and is a predicted model, not a curated record. Lineage: Eukaryota; Metazoa; Chordata; Mammalia; Rodentia; Bathyergidae. The coding region runs from base 15 to 1835 and encodes 606 amino acids. The transcript is spliced from 13 exons.
GCCCCGGCCCUCUGAUGACGCUGGCUAUGGCUGACUUCGCCGGGAAUAUUCGCGUGGGCCGCAGGACCCGAGCUGCCCCCGCCUCCGGGAAGGCUACAGGUACUAAACAAACAAGAGCCACGAGACAAGAAGAUGCUUCUAAAAGGAAAGCAGAACUAGAAGCAGCUGUGAAAAAGAAGAUUGAGUUUGAAAGAAAAGCUCUGCAUAUUGUUGAACAACUGUUAGAAGAGAAUAUCACAGAAGAAUUUUUAAUGGAAUGUGGGAAGUUCAUCACACCUGCUCACUAUAGCGAUGUUGUGGUUGAACGUUCAAUUGUCAAGUUCUGUGGUUAUCCUUUGUGUCAGAAAAAGCUGGGCAUCGUACCAAAACAGAAAUAUAAAAUUUCUACCAAAACCAAUAAAGUUUAUGAUAUUACUGAAAGAAAGUCUUUUUGCAGCAAUUUUUGUUACAAAGCAUCUAAGUUUUUUGAAGCACAAAUUCCCAAAACUCCAGUAUGGGUUCGAGAAGAAGACAGACAACCUGAUUUUCAGCUGCUAACAGAAGGACAAAGUGGCCAUUCAGGAGAAGUGCAAUUACAGAAAGUCAUUAAAACAUCAGAUGUUGAUAAUCCUGCUCAUUUUGAAAAGCAUUGUGAAUCUUGUUCUUCCAGCACUUGUAGUAAUAGUAGCAGUGAUAAUGAACAAGACUUUGUUUCCUCCAUUCUACCAGAAAAGAGGCCGAAUGCAAUGGGUAUGGGGCCACAGCUGCACCAAAAAAGCAUAAUGAAAAAGAAAGCUGGUCAAAAAACCGACUCUACACUCAAAGAACAGAUAGUAGUAGAAGUCACUGAGCAGUUAAGCAGUUGCAAAUUAGGUAGUCAGGAGAAAGCUGCCACUUGUGAACUUCCUUUUCAGAAAAUCAGAAGUCAGAUUUCUUCAAAUAGUCCUUCACAUGAAGGAUUACAAGCAUCAGGAAAUUUUGAAAACAAAUACAAUAUGUCAGAAAUAACUCUUGUGGGAAUAAGUAAGAAAAGUGCUGAGCACUUUAAGAAGAAAUUUGCCAAAUCAAACCAAGUUUCUAGUUCAGUGCAGGUAUGUCCUGAAGUUGCAAAGACAAACUUACUUAAAGUUCUGAGGGAGACUUUGAUUGAGUGGAAGACCGAAGAAACUUUGAGGUUUUUGUAUGGCCAAAAUUAUGCUUCUAUAUGUCUGAAACCCUCUUCAGCCUGUCUAGUUAAUGAAGAACUUGAUGAAGAUGACAUAAACGCCGACUCAGAUGAUCAUUCCCUUUCCUUAAGGGGAUCUCAGAAUAGCCUGGAUCAAUCUUUACCUUUCAGAGGCUCAGUUACAGCCACUAAGCCACUACCAAGUUAUGAGAACUUGAAAAAAGAAACUGAAACGUUAAAUCUGAGGAUCAGGGAAUUUUAUAAAGGACAGUAUGUUUUGAAUGAAGAAACCACCAUAUCACAAGACUCAGAAGAGCAUGAUCAUACCUUUCCACUGAUAGAUUCAAGUUCCCAGAACCAGAUUAGAAAACGCAUCGUACUUGAAAAAUUGAGUAAAGUAUUGCCUGGACUUUUGGGUCCUCUGCAGAUUACUUUAGGAGAUAUUUACACUCAGCUUAAAAGUCUUGUCCGAACUUUCAGAUUAACAAAUAGAAAUAUCAUACACAAUCCUGUGGAGUGGACUUUAAUUGCAGUGGUGUUGCUGUCAUUACUGACCCCAGUUCUUGGCAUUCAGAAGCAUUCUCUGAAAAAUGUGUUAUUUGCACAGUUUAUAGCCACCCUGCUUGAAGAAUUACACUUAAAGAAUGAAGACCUUGAAAGUUUAACCAUCAUAUUUAGAAUUAGCUGUUAACCAGAGUGAUAUAUUUAAGGAAGAGAGAAUAGAAGAUGAACUACUCACCAUGUCUGGAAUUCUAGCCAUAGCCAUGAUCUAGUGGUGACUGAUAAUUAGUUUUGUUCCAAGAAAGAGCUUUACCUUCUCAAGUUUCAUUCCCUAUCUCCCAGUGCCUAACUGCAGAGGAUAACUUCCCCAGACAGAGGAAAGCCAUUAGCCCAGCAAAAAUAACCCAAGUCCUUGCAUCCUUGGCUACCAGACAUAGUACUUUUAUUUGAAAAAAACUGAAGUCAUAAAUUGAAAUUGGAAUCAAUAUUAAAGAAAAUAUAAUAACCUAAUUUCUCUGAAUGAUACCAGUUAUCAAAGCAGUUGACAAAAAAAUAAAUAAAACGUUACCAUUUGGCCUUCCAAUAUAAACUCUAAAGAACAGUAAAUAAUUAGGUCAAUAAAUGCAAUCUACGAUGAAAUCCUUUACAAAAGUCUAGAUUUCUUUAAAGAAACUAACUCUACUCUAGAUCCUAAGCAAGAUGAUUAACCUUACAGGUCCAAAAUGAGAAUCCCAGGAUGUUCUACAAUCAGGCGUUUUAAAGGGGGAAACAUUUUAGUGUUUUUCAAAACAGACAAAUCUCUAGAAUUUAGAUUGCUGCCUCCACAGCAGUCAACGGGAGAUCUCAGACAGUUUCAGGAACUUUAGACAUUGAAGAAAACGACAGAUCCUAAUAAUACCCAACAGUGUAAAGAAGACAGAAGGUAGACCUGAAUUGUUUUUAGCUUUGUGACCAAGUCAUCCAAAUGGUUUGUUGUUUUUUUCAACAAACCCAGUGAAAAGAACCCAGGGCUUUGUGCAAGCUAUGCAAGCACCCUCCCCUGAACUACAUCCCCAGCUCAAGUCACUUGAAAUUUAUUGACUUCAUUUCAGUUGUCUAUAAAAUAAGGAAGUCGGCCAUACUGUCUCUAUUGAAAAGGACUGAAUGCUACUACCCUAUUGUUAGUUUGAGACAUAUUUGAUUUUUUUUUUAACCUAAUCUAACUAGAUGACAUAACCAUUAAAAAAAAAAUCAGUGUGCUAGAACCAAUAAAGUUCAGCACGGCCACAGAUUACAAUAUCAGUAUACAAAAAACAACUGUGUUUUUGUGUAUCAACAAUGGAAAAAGGAAAAAAUUCCAUUCACAACAGCAUCAAAAAACAAGAACUUAGGAAUAAGUUUAACAAAAGACUUGAAUAGUGAAAUUUAUAAACAUUUAGAGAAAUUUUAAAAGGUAUAGAUGUAAAAGGCAUUCUGUGUUAAUGAAUUGGAACAUCUGACGUUGUUAAACCAGCAGUUCUUCUACUAUGAUAUUUCAGAACAUACAAUUUGUACUGAUCAAAUCAGGGUAAUUAACAUAUCCAUCUCUUGGUCAUUUCGUUGUGCUUACAGCCUUCAAGUUCUUCUCUAUUUAUAAAAUACAGAUUAUUAUGAACUACAGUCACCCCGCUGCACUGUAGAACAGCAGAAUUACUUCUGUCUCGGUACCUAUUCCCUUUCUCUGUACUCCCUCCCUUAUAUCUUUCCCAGUCUCUAGUAAUUACUACUACAUUGUCAGAUUAACUUUUUUAAAACAUCCAGAAAUAAGAGACCAUGUUCUACUUGUCUUUCUGUGUCUGACUUAUCUCACAUAAUAUCCUCCAUUUCCAUCCAUUUUGCUGCUAAUGCUAAUGAUCUGUUGUGUAUAUACAGCAUAUUUUCUUUUUUGGGGGGGUGCCCGGGAUCGAACUUGGGCC